Molecule: messenger RNA, 1499 nt
Organism: Anopheles coustani
Lineage: Eukaryota; Metazoa; Arthropoda; Insecta; Diptera; Culicidae
Gene: Stoml2
Product: stomatin-like protein 2, mitochondrial
Exons: 3
Coding region: 100-1275 (391 amino acids)
Cellular component (GO): membrane
Source: RefSeq, a predicted model, not a curated record
AGAAGUAUCGCCGACGAUUACAAUCAGAGAUCGGGAAAUCUCCACCAGAGAACAAGCAGACCCUACAGAAUUAGAAAACCCUGCAACCAACCGACAGAGAUGAUUCGUUCCAGUGCAUUAAUUGGCCGCCUACCACUGCGAGGCAUUGCCGCGACGGCAUUUAACAACAGUGCCGGUCUGCUGCAAUCCUCGCCAAAUUUUGCGGCACUGCAAAGUACACAAGUUCGACACCGGUCCACACCGAUCAACACGAUGGUGAUGUUCGUCCCCCAGCAAGAGGCAUGGGUCGUCGAAAGGAUGGGAAAAUUUCAUCGCAUUCUAGAACCGGGUCUAAAUAUUCUCCUGCCAAUAGUGGACCGGGUGAAGUAUGUACAAAGUUUGAAGGAAAUUGCCAUAGACGUUCCAAAGCAAUCGGCUAUCACCUCGGACAACGUAACGCUCAGUAUAGACGGUGUGUUGUAUCUGCGAAUUCUGGAUCCGUACCUUGCAUCGUACGGCGUGGAAGAUCCGGAGUUUGCCAUCACGCAGCUCGCCCAGACGACGAUGCGUUCGGAGUUGGGCAAGAUGUCCCUCGAUAAGGUGUUCCGCGAGCGUGAAUCGCUCAACAUCAGUAUAGUAGAGUCGAUCAAUAAGGCCAGCGAAGCGUGGGGUAUCUCGUGCCUUCGGUAUGAAAUCCGUGACAUAAAGCUUCCCAGCCGGGUGCACGAAGCAAUGCAAAUGCAGGUCGAAGCUGAACGGAGGAAGCGUGCGGCUAUCCUCGAAUCGGAAGGUGUCCGAGCUGCCGACAUCAAUGUGGCAGAGGGAAAGCGACAGUCACGAAUUCUCGCAUCAGAAGCCCAAAAGCAGGAGGAAAUCAACCGAGCGAAUGGUGAAGCGGCUGCCAUUAUGGCUCUGGCCGAUGCUCGUGCUAAAAGUCUUAAAAUUGUGGCCGCAUCGCUCGCCAACGAGCAUGGGCGUAGCGCGGCCUCCCUCAGUGUAGCGGAGAAGUACGUGGUGGCAUUCGAAAAACUCGCCAAACAGAACAACACUCUCAUCGUACCAUCGACCGCAUCCGACGUGACCUCGAUGGUAGCACAAGCGAUGCAAAUCUACAAUAAUCUCUCAAGCGCAACGGCUCGGGCAGCAGUAGGGGAUCAUCAGCAUCGGCAGCGUCGCGACACAGACGACCAAACGGUAUUCGAUGGCCACAGCGAAAGCAGCAUUAAACUGGACUCAUUGCAACCAUUGGAAAGUAUUGAGGGUGGAACGGCACCGCAAACAGGAACAUCGAAAUAAAAUCGCAUCUCCCGACAAAACACACAUUUGUUUGAAAGAUUGUGUACCCCGCACUGGCAAUGCUGGUGAACUUACUUGUUGACUUAGGAAAGUACGAAGAGGAUGGCCGUUGCUUGAGUUCUCGUCCAACUUUUAGCCGCGAAACUGAUCCAAUUAACAGUAAUGUAAAUAAAGAUCUUAUGGGCGUGGAAAAUACGAACUGAAAUAAGAACGCCAUUGUUGUA